Molecule: messenger RNA, 1421 nt
Organism: Ornithorhynchus anatinus (platypus)
Lineage: Eukaryota; Metazoa; Chordata; Mammalia; Monotremata; Ornithorhynchidae
Gene: CDX2
Product: caudal type homeobox 2
Exons: 3
Coding region: 1-765 (254 amino acids)
Biological process (GO): cell differentiation; anterior/posterior axis specification; animal organ morphogenesis
Cellular component (GO): nucleus
Molecular function (GO): RNA polymerase II transcription regulatory region sequence-specific DNA binding; DNA-binding transcription factor activity, RNA polymerase II-specific
Source: RefSeq, a predicted model, not a curated record
AUGUACGUGAGCUACUUGCUGGACCAGGACAUGAGCGUCUACCCCGGGCCGGUGCGGGCCGCCCCGGGGCUGGGCCUGGCGCCGCCGGGCUUGGCGGGGGGACCCCCGCACUACCCGGACUACGGCGGCUAUCACAGGGCGGCGGCGGGCGCGGCCGUACUGGACGGCGGCGUCCCGGCCCCCGGCCCCUCCUGGCCCGGGCCCUUCGGGGCGGCCCUCCGCGAAGACUGGACGGGCUACGCGGCUUUUGGAGGCCCCGCAGACUAUCCCGCGCCCCCGCCCGCGCCCCCCGCGCUGCUGGCCCCGCUGCCCGCCGCGCCCCCCGCCCAGGACCGGCAGCCCACCCCCGCGGGAGGACCCCCGCCAGGCCUGGGAGACUGGACCAGGAAACCUCCGCAGCCCCCCACGGGCGGCCCCGUUAAAACCCGGACUAAAGACAAAUACAGAGUUGUGUACACGGACCGCCAGCGGCUGGAGCUGGAGAAGGAGUUUCACUUCAGUCGCUAUAUCACUAUCCGCAGAAAGGCCGAACUGGCGGUUCUGCUGGGCCUCUCCGAAAGGCAGGUUAAAAUCUGGUUUCAGAACCGCCGGGCCAAGGAGAGGAAGAUGAACAAGAAGAAGUUACAGCAGCAGCAACAGCAACCACAAGCACAGUCACAGCCGGGUGCCAUGUCCAGCAUCCCAGAGCCCCUGAGCCCAGUGUCCUCCCUGCAAGGCUCGGGGCCUGGACCACUCGGAGUGCUGGGCCCCUCAGUCACCCAGUGACCCCCCCCAAGUCACCGUGGCAGCAACCACAUGCACUGGGGGAGCCCCAGCCGGGAGUAAGGGAGAACCAAAAAGGUUCCCCACCCUCUUUUUCUGGGGAGAGAGACUGAGGACAUGUGAGGUGGGGGAGCAUAGGGAGGCUGACCCCCAGGAGGGCCCGCACCCCAGAGUGACCAGAGAGGGUCCGGAGCUAACCUGUGGCCUUCAGCACAUGGAUCCACCUGCAACACCCCCAUCCUGCAAACACACACACACCUCCUAACCCCCUCUGUCCUAAGCUGGUUCUGCCUCAGCCCUGGUGGGGGCAGGCCCCCCAAUUCAGGACUGUCCCUAUCACCAAGACCUCCCCAUCUCCAGUGCCAACUCAUCUAUGGCUGGAUUGGCAACUGCAGCUAGGCUGGGGGCAACUGGACCGGGUUGGGAGUGCCAGUCCAGGGAAUACUCACGGGGAGGGAAGGGAUGGUGCUUGGUUGGCUGGAGGAGGCCGUGACUCUGACUUCUCAGGGGAAUGACUAUAGGUGCCAAGUGCGCCGGAGCGCGGCCGAGGUGUGGCGGGACUCACCGAUGCCCGACGGGCAUGGGGUGAGGGGCUGGUUCCUGGAACCACCGAGGCCCCUUUGACGGUGGGCUCCGGAGACUGGGAAUGGGGAGAACCA